Molecule: messenger RNA, 3613 nt
Organism: Zootermopsis nevadensis
Lineage: Eukaryota; Metazoa; Arthropoda; Insecta; Blattodea; Termopsidae
Source: RefSeq, a predicted model, not a curated record
UUAAACGCAACGCGAAUUUUCCUGUAUAAAGUUACUUUUGCAUAUAGUAGGUAACAGAAAAAUAAAUAACUUUACAACUUGAUGAUCAACACCUGUAUGUAUGAAAUUUCUGUUGGUGUACAUUUCAGUACAACUAGUAGUUUCCAUUCAUAACCUUACAAUGUCGAUGUUGAUCUGGGCUGUAACGCCUUGGUCCAUGUGGUUUUCAGGAGAACUGCCUUCUACUUAAGGGUGGUAUCUGAAUGCAGGUUCACAUGUAGUUACAACCGAGAAAAUCAACACUAACAUAUCUGCUGCUGUCAAAACCUUCCAUCUCAUAACCUAAAAACUUUGUGCUGUGUCAGUGCUGUAAUUUUUAAAAUGAAAAGACUUUUAUCCACAUCUAUAGACAUAUAUAAUACAUUAUUAUACCAUAUUUCACAAAUAGAGCUGCACGUGUUUAUUAAUUAUUGCAGUGAAGUGGAAAAGUUGUUAUUGCUGACAUGCAGUUGUCACAUUGCCUUCCAUUUUUUGCAACAACUAUUCAAAGUUUUAAACGUUGAUUAUUGUGCCAUAUUUUACGGAAGCAUUGCAUAACAUGUUGUUUUCACUUCAGAAGUGUGCACAAUUGCAUGGUUGUUUUGAUAAGAGAAGAUGCAGUACAGUGGUACGACAUACCAAAUUUAAAUAAAAUAUGUUAGUAAGUCAUACAGUUAUCAUGCACAGCUGGCUCUCACUUGUAUGCUACAUUCACUUAAUGAGGCAUGUAUUCCGUGGACCUAAUGCCAGAAGGCUAAGUACAGUGGAAUAAUUUGUGUAGUCACAAGGGAAUCAUUGUGCCAGAGACAUGUUCUACAUCCUUUGGUUGAGUCCUAAGAAGGAUCUGUGGAAUGUAAAUAAACUCUACUCUACUCUACUCUAAAGGAAAUAGAAUGCAACUUUAGUAUUUGAAAGAUGAAAGUGAAUACUAAAUAGAAAACUGGAAGAAGGAGUAUCUGCUGUAUUAGCUUCAGGGAGCUUCUUUAUAACGUACCUUCUUUGAGUGAUGGCACUGUGUGGAUAUUUGAUUGUGGUGAAGGAGCACAAAUUCAGCUGCAGAAAUCUCCAGUUCGACCAAGUCGUAUUACCAAAAUUUUCAUCACACAUUUGCAUGGAGAUCAUUUAUUUGGCUUACCAGGACUGAUGUGCACACUGGCGAACAUGGUGCCUGACAGGAAUGACUUUACUUUGGAAAUAUAUGGACCACAGGGUCUGCGUAAAUUUAUUAGAGACACCCUGAUUCUUUCAAGAUCUGCUCUUACUUAUAACUAUGUUGUUCAUGAACUAAUUCCUAUAGCAGAGCAGUAUCCUGAAGAUUGGAAUACAUGGCCUGCAGAUAACCUUGCUACUGGGAGUCUUCAUCCGCAGGAAAAACAGGGGAAGGAUAUUACUGCUACCAAUGAUCUGACUUGGAAUGUGUUUGAUGGGCAGAAUGUUUGCGUGAAGGCAGGUGCACUAAUGCACAGCAUCCCAUCCUUUGGUUAUGUGAUCGCAGAACAAGAUGAACCAGGGAAGCUGGAUGCUGAGUAUCUCAAACAGCUAGGAGUUCCUCCAGGUCCAUUGUAUUCCCGUAUCAAGAACGGUGAAGCCAUUACCUUACCAUCUGGAAAAGCUCUAGACCCAUUGAAAGUAUUGGGUCCUCCAAAACGUGGCAGGAAAAUUACUAUUCUUGGUGACACGUCGGAUUCAUUCAGAAUGGUUGAUUUAGCACAGUCCAGUGAUAUUAUAUUACAUGAGGCAACGCUGGAAAACUCUAUGGAGGAGAAAGCUAUCGAUAUGGGUCAUUCAACCCCUAAAAUGGCUGCUCAGUAUGCUGAGAAAGUUGGUGCGCGAGUUCUAAUGCUUUAUCACUUUAGUCAACGUUAUAAGACGGUACUAGUGAAUGACACUGACUUGUGUGUGGAUACACUACUUAAGGAAGCUCAGCAUGAGUUGUCUACACGGAACUGUCCCUGUAAAGUGUUUCUUGCACAAGACUUGAUGGAGGUCUCUGUCCCCAGACCUAGCAGCUAGUUGUCUUUGUAAAUUAGUCUGAUUAUCAAGGUACAACUGAGUUAAUACGCAACUUUGCUGCAUUUUACAGCAAAGUGUGAACACCUAUUAAAGUGGCUCAUUCACCCCUGACAUUGUUUGGAUUUCAUCUGUGGUCAUAUUUGUCAUCUACACAUGAAUAUUCUUGAUCUAACAGAUAGAAUUUGGAUGAAAUGCUGGCUACUGGGCUGUGGAAAGUGGUUAAAGUAAUUUAUGAAACAACUUAGAGUACAAUGAACCUUAAAAUUUGACAGUUAUCUGUGCAUCAACCUGACACUGACAUAUAUUAAUCAAAGUUUUGAUAUUCUUCAAUAAAUUAUCUCAAAUUCUUAUUGUCACUGAUGCCAUUUUUAAUGAUUUCUUGCUUUAAUGAUUGGCCACAUAUAGUAGGAAACCUUUCCAAAAAAUAAGGUGUGGUGAGCAUGUUCAGAUCUGUACCACACAAAUUUGGUUAUGUUUGAUCUUUAUUAUGUCUCACUGAAAAUUUCUUAUGGACUGUGAGCAGGAUGCAAAUUAGACGAGACUAAAUUCUGCUUUACGUACAUUCAGACUGCGUGUCAAAAGUCACGCCCUCAGGCAAAUAUUGAUGUAUGACUGGGCCAGUUAAUUCAGUCAGUCAUUUAUAUGCAAUUCUAACAUUCAUUAGCUGUGUGUUGUGUAACGUAAUGGCCCCAUUCACAGUCUAUUGUUGUCAGUUUGCAAAAUAAAGGAAGUACCAAGCCAGUAUGUAUUACCCCUCUGAACGAUUCUGGUGAAUGGAAAGAUUUCUACCCACCUAUCAUGUGCAUUGCCUGUUAGUUCUCUGAACUGAUACUGAGUUUGUGAUAUGUUUGUUGUAUUUUUCAAACUCUCACAUCUUUUGCAAAUGUUCAUUUUAUUUUAUGACAGUGGAUGUACAUAUGUAAAGAGGAAUUAUUUUACUCUAAUUGAUGCUGUGUAAUCUAUAUUUAUUCUGUGGCUCCUGUAGUCCUUGAAUGACCUUGGCUCCUUGCAUGUGUGAAGUUUCUUAAGCCAUAGGCCUGUAUGUACACAGGACAGCACAACACAGGAAAACAAACAUUGUUACUUUGGACAUUGUCCUCUGUCUUGGUUAUUUGCUGAAAACCAUUGUUUUGCAGGUAAGGUAAGGAAAGAGAAAUGGGUUUUGAUCACAUGGGAGCAUUUAGCCAUCAUUCUUCUUACUAAGAGAUCUUUUAUAAAGAAAUGUGCCAGUACUUAAUGCGACUGACACAAUAAUGACGGCUGGGUUUAGGACACUUGUGCGCCUACAGUCAGCCAAUCAGCUUUAGUCAUUAAUGUUCUUUAACCUGAAAUGUAAGUUCUCAAGCAUAGAGACACAAAAUCUACCUGGUAAGUCUGAUAAACCAGUGGUUAUAGUUCACAAUGUAUUGACUGUUUGAUUUUGAAGUCCAGUUUGGAAGCUUCUUGCUAGUUGUCUGUUUAUUUAUUUCAACUGCACUAUGAUCUGGUCUUACAUUCUAAAAGGGAUGAAGAUUAUUUGGUAAUAAUGUGAAAGAAAAAGGCGUAAUGUUUCUUACUUGGAAUUAAACAUAAACUGUGUACA